GGUGGGAGUUGUGCAGUCACGUCGAAAGGCUGUCUGUCCUCUUUGCUCCACGGGGAAGGUUUGGGAUCCGGUUCAUCUUUCCGUCUUUCGUUUGGGGUGUUACUUUCGCGUGACAUUCGGUGACGAUCUCGUUUUAUAAUCACAUAACUUGCGUGGCUCGAGAGCGCAGUUUCUGGACGGGAUUGGCAGAUUGUUCGACGUUUGCCUGGUUCUGGUCCGAGCUCUGCAUUCUCGACACUUCUUCCGGGGCCGAUAGACUGGAACAAAAGUCAUGGCGGCUUUAUCAGGCUUGACUGCAGAUGGACGAGGUCUGAUUUCCUCAUCGAACGAGGAAGGUGAUCCAAUCCCACCUACUCCAGACGUUCUCGAACCCAGAGUAGCAGAACUAGAGCCGACUGUUUUUGCAGAACCUGGGCCGCAAAUCUUAUCGCCUUCGGCAAUAAAAGAAGAUGCUCACGUUUUUAAAUCUGUAUAUGAGCGACUUGGAGCUCGUUAUAAGCCUCUUCCUGAGGAAGAGGCUUCAAUAGCAGAUCUUCUUCGAAAUUUGAAUUCCAAUACUCAGCCUCUUCAGCACCUUGAGCGAGAACCGCAGACGGAAAUAUCAGUCGAAUGUUCUUGUUCACGAUACAAACGUAAGCUCGGAAGCUCAACCAGACCCGAAGUUUUUAAUCCUGGGGUGGUUGAAAUUUUAUUACCACCCGUCCAGCCUUCGCGGAAUGGAAGGUUGGAAGAUUUCAAGGGUAGAAGAAUGGCUCAGCCUUACCUCCGUUCUCCUGAUCAUAGCAAUGACAGAAGCAGACCCAGAGAGAGGUCUGAGGAACGUGAGCAUCCAUUGGCCCCAGGACUCUUAGCAGGUAACGAUGAACAUGAAGAUUGGACUAAAUUGACCUGUGAAAGAUGUUCGUGUUUCCAGAGCUCAAAAAUGGACGCAAGAAAGAUGCAGAAGUGGAGGGCUUUAGAAUUACGAUACACUCUCCUGCUGGACAAGCUGUCGUCCUUAAAGAGGCGCCAGUCUGUGUUUGUCACAACAUAUGAACUGCAGCAGACUUUGCGGAAUUGGCAUACUUCUUUAAAACUGGACAAUGCGUCGAGCUGUGACAUAGCCUUCCACGUUUAUAAGAGGCGUGUGCGAACUCUCGGGCACUCCUCUUUGUAUUCAUUGCGCGGCUUGAAUGUGACGCUUCUGCUGGCUGUAUCACUGUGGGUGGUGGUGAAAGUAUUUGAUAUCAGCGCCAAAGUUCCCAAAGCCUCUCAACUGGCAGCGGCUACAGGUGUCCCUGCCAGGCUGCUCCUGGUCUCCGAGCUCCCCCUCCUCGAUGCCCUUCAUUGGAAAUUAGUGCGCCCCUAAACCUCAUUACAUUUACCUCCACGAGGUCACCGAAGGAAAUUGUGCUGAAAGAAUUGCAAUGGCUCCUCUGCAUCGCCCUUUCAAUGCAGGCCACUCACGUCGACAGGAACAUGAGGAUGAGCAUGAGGCAGAUGCGAUGGGAAAAAUAUGUCCCGUCCAUUUGCAAAAACAUAUGAAGACGCUGAGAGACAUUUUUCGCAGCAGAUUCUUCAGAAAAACGUUCUUCGCAGCAGCAGUUUGGUAGUGGGAUCAUUUCGGAACUGGAAGGUUAUUGAUGACUGCCGCAUAUUCGAUCGUCCGAAGGCGGCCGAUCAUUUAGAAUUCUGUACGUGCGAGGACGUUUUGAUGGACAGGAGUGAGUGGAAUAUUUGACAGUAUACAGACAUUAGCUUGACAAUGUUCAUCAUUCGGAUCAUUUGGUUCGAAUGAUGUAUAUAUAUUGAAGUAAAGAUAUUAGCGGUUGUGUGCUUGCCCGAACAUUCCUUCGUGCGAGCCAACAAUCCGCUGAACGAGCUCUGUUUCAACUC
Molecule: messenger RNA, 1875 nt
Organism: Marchantia polymorpha subsp. ruderalis
Lineage: Eukaryota; Viridiplantae; Streptophyta; Marchantiopsida; Marchantiales; Marchantiaceae
Source: the annotation of a GenBank genome assembly